AUGUCUUCAUUCUUUAAUACUAAUUAUUUUCAAGCUAUUCUUAAUCUAAUUGGAAAUGAAAAUUCAACAAUAAGUACUCUUUGGGGUAUAUUUUGGCAAGCAUUUUAUGCACUUGCUGGUUGUUUGAUUGGAGCAGUAGUUUUAGGAAACGUUGGUGCUCUUAUUGGCACUUUUAUUGGGGCUUGGUUAGGUUUUCGAGCUGUUAAUCCUUAUCAUUCCUUAAUAAGUCAAUUGAAUCAAUUAAAUGAUCAUCAAAAGCAAAAUUUAACUGAUGAAAUUCGUCGCACUAUUAGUUCACCAACGGUUGAUAGUUUACUUCGAUAUAUAUUGUAUUUUGAAUAUGAACAUAUUGAUGUACUUAUUGCUUAUUUGUUUUUUGUUUUAAUUAAAGAUAAGUAUUAUAUAAGAAUGAAUUUAUCGGAAGUAUCAAAACAAUUACUUGAUGCGAAAAGAAAAAACAAUUUAACAUUUGCCGAUAUUGGACAAAAAUUAGGACGUGAUGAAGUAUGGGUAGCUGCUUUAUUUUACGGUCAAGCAAGUUUUCCGGAUGAAAAAGAAUGUCAAAAAUUAUUUAAUAUACUUCAUGUAAAUUUAUCAUCUGAACAGAUGUAUGAAUUAACACAUCCACCAUUUAAAGGUUCAAUUCUUCCAUCAUUACCACCAACAGAUCCCUUACUCUAUCGAUUUCAUGAAAUUCUUCUUCAAUACGGUAUACCAAUGAAAGAAGUUAUACAUGAAAAAUUUGGUGAUGGUAUUAUGUCAGCUGUCGAUUUUACAAUUAAAGUUGACAAAGAUGAAACGAUUAAAGAAGCCCCAAGAGUAAAUAUUAAUAUGUCCGGCAAAUUUUUACCAUAUAAAAGAUGGUGA
Rotaria sp. Silwood2 is the source of this 867-nucleotide messenger RNA. The record is from the annotation of a GenBank genome assembly. NCBI's taxonomy places the organism in Eukaryota, Metazoa, Rotifera, Eurotatoria, Philodinida, Philodinidae.